AAUAAAAGAAGAAAUCCACAACCUCACGCCUUACCUUGUUUUACAAAGGCCACAAGUUCUCGAGCCUUUUUUCACACUCAUCUUCCUCUUCGGAAUGGCUCAGCAGAAGGUGGUGUUGAAGGUCCUUACUAUGAUAGAUGACAAAACAAAGAAGAAAGCAAUAGAAGCAGCUGCAGAUAUCUUUGGGGUUGAUUCGAUUGCUGCAGAUGUGAAGGAACAGAAGUUAACAGUGAUUGGUCAAAUGGAUCCAGUGGCAGUAGUGAAGAAGCUGAAGAAAGUAGGUAAGGUAGAUAUAAUAUCAGUUGGACCUGCCAAGGAAGAGAAGAAAGAGGAAAAGAAAGAUGAAAAGAAGGAAGAGAAAAAGGAAGAGAAAAAAUAAAAGACAAUAAUACAUAUCAUUGGAUUUUUCAUAUUUUCCUAUAUAGAGAGAAGUCAUGCUAAGCUGCAAAAUUGUUCAUAUAGUUCAUGUCAUGAAUAACGAAAAUUUUUCAUUGUGCAAAUAACUUUUUUAAGUUUGAUGAUA
Messenger RNA from Gastrolobium bilobum, 523 nucleotides. Its product is annotated as heavy metal-associated isoprenylated plant protein 39-like. The record is from RefSeq and is a predicted model, not a curated record. Bases 95 to 379 code for a protein of 94 amino acids. Lineage: Eukaryota; Viridiplantae; Streptophyta; Magnoliopsida; Fabales; Fabaceae. The transcript has 3 exons. Gene Ontology annotation, molecular function: metal ion binding.